CUGCUCCAGGCCUCCAGCAGCCUCACAACAAAGAAGCUUCUCCUGUUCAAGUGGAACCUUCUGGGUUUCUGCCUGUGGCCAUUGUCCCUUAUCCUGUCUCUGGCCACCACUGAAAACAAGUCUGGCCCCAUCCUCUUGCCCCUCACAGGUCCUUUAGCUCUUGCUGAGCGUUGAGAAGAUCCAGGAGCCAGAGGAGCUGCCGGUCCAGAGAUCUGCUGGCCCAAGCACAGGGCAACUCCACAGGACUCCAAGUCAUGGAGAGUCUGGAGGAGAGAGCAGCACGGACAGGCUGUGUCUGCUCUGGGGAGAGUUGUGAAGCCAGGCCACCAGCAACUUGUUCUGUCAAGCAAGACUAUGGCCAGCAGGACCAGGCCAGGGAUUGUCACCACGUUCUGGGCACUGGCACAAUGACAGAGCAGCAAAGUCCCCCCGAGCAGAUGGCGACUGGGGAGGGUGCUGGCGAGCGAGGUGGCAAUUACAAGAUCACGAUCUAUGAGCUGGAGAACUUCCAGGGGAAGAAGUGUGAGCUGACAGAGGAGCUCCCCAACAUCACUGAGAAAGAGCUGGAGAAGGUGGGCUCCAUCCAGGUGGAGUCUGGCCCGUGGCUGGGCUUCGAGCGCCAGGCCUUCGCCGGGGAGCAGUUCGUGCUGGAGAAGGGAGACUACCCCCGCUGGGACUCCUGGUCCAACAGCCACAACAGCGACAGCCUCAUGUCCAUCCGGCCCCUCCAGAUCGACAGCCCUGACCACAAGAUCCACCUCUUUGAGAACGCAGGCUACACCGGGCGGAAGAUGGAGAUCGUGGACGACGACGUGCCCAGCCUCUGGGCCCACGGCUUCCAGGACCGCGUGGCCAGCGUCAGGGCCCUGAAUGGAACCUGGGUGGGCUACGAGUACCCCGGGUACCGGGGCCGCCAGCACGUCUUCGAGAAGGGGGAGUACCGGCACUGGAACGAGUGGGAUGCCAACCAGCCUCUCAUCCAGUCGGUGCGCCGUGUGCGGGACCAGCAGUGGCACCAGCGCGGCUGCUUCGAGAACAGCUGAGGAGGGCAUCGCUGUGCCCUCCCCCAGCCCCUGCCGGCCCCAGCCCCUGGGGGCUGCCGCGAUGCUGUGACCUUGGUGUUUGUUGGGUUGGUUUGGGGUUAUUAUUUUUUUGGGUGCCAAAAGUCCUCAAUAAAGCUCUG
Messenger RNA from Pogoniulus pusillus (Red-fronted tinkerbird), 1183 nucleotides. RefSeq names its product crystallin beta B3 (gene CRYBB3). The record is from RefSeq and is a predicted model, not a curated record. The transcript has 6 exons. NCBI's taxonomy places the organism in Eukaryota, Metazoa, Chordata, Aves, Piciformes, Lybiidae. The coding region runs from base 255 to 1043 and encodes 262 amino acids. Gene Ontology annotation, molecular function: structural constituent of eye lens. Gene Ontology annotation, biological process: visual perception; lens development in camera-type eye.